AUGAGUAAGAUGAUCAAAAAUCAAACGUUGAUGAUUCCGACAGCGCCAUUACCGCAACCGCACGUGGCGAUGCCUGUGCCAGCCGUGGGCAGCGUACCCUCGAACGACACCGCACUCAGGAAUGGCAGAGAACCGCUCACCAACAAGGUACCGUCGAUCACGUUCUCUGACGCCACUGCGAGACCACUGGGACCGAUGGGAGAGAUGUUAGUGACGACCAGAGGGCUGCUUGAACCAAUGCUGAGGCCACCGAGGUUGAAGGUUACACCAGUUAAUCCUGUAUUGAGACCAAGACCUGUUCCAAUUACACCAGUGUUGCUAAGACCUGCUCCAACUAAACCUGCACUGCCAAAACCAGUUCCAAUCAGGCCAGCAUUGUUGAGGCCCGUGCCAGUCACACCGAUGCCGCUGCCAAGACCUGCACCAACCAGGCCGGCGGCGUUAGAAAUGCCUGUACUAAUCAUACCAACACCAUUGCUAAGACCUGCACCAAAUAGAUUGGCGCUGCCGAUGCCGGUGUUAGUGACACCGAUCGAAUUAAUUCCGUUGUUAGAGACGAAUGUCUACAGUCAAUUUGGUUCCUUGAGCUAUGGUGGUUUUUUGGGUGACACUGGCGUCGAUUUUGCUGCCACUGCUGCCAGCAGUGGUUUGGCUGGACUAAGUGGAUACUUGGAAAAUGGUGGCCUUAUUAACAAUGGCCUUGCCGUGAACACACUUGGCCUUGGUGGUCUUGGUAUUAAUAACCUUGGAUUUGGCCUUGGUAAUGUUGGUUUAACUGCAGCUGGAUUGGAGAAUGUUGGCGUGGCUGGUUUUGGUGUUGGCAACAUUGGUCUUGGCCUUGGUAAUACUGGUUUAACUGCAGUUGGAUUGGAAAAUGUUGGCGUGGCUGGUCUUGGAAUUGGCAACGUUGGACUUGGUAACGCUGGUUUGGCUGUGGGUGGAUUGAAUAACGCUGGCUUAGGGCUUGCCGGACUCGGAUACGGCGCUGGUCUCGGCGUACAAAACGUGGCUGCUACAUCCCAGGUGCCCGUUACCGGCCCGUUCACCGCUACUGGUAACGCUGAGCUCGUGGUCGGGGGUGACUUUGGCGUCGGCGGUCAAGCCGUGGUCGGUGGACAGAUCCCAGUGCUCGGUGCUGUUGGCUUCUCUGGUGCCAUACCCGCCAGUGGCGUCGUCUCCAUCGCUGGCAACUGCGGUUGCUCAACUAUACCUCUGUAA
Molecule: messenger RNA, 1218 nt
Organism: Diatraea saccharalis (sugarcane borer)
Lineage: Eukaryota; Metazoa; Arthropoda; Insecta; Lepidoptera; Crambidae
Source: the annotation of a GenBank genome assembly